Pygoscelis adeliae (Adelie penguin) is the source of this 4940-nucleotide messenger RNA. RefSeq names its product leucine rich repeat containing 8 family, member A (gene LRRC8A). The record is from RefSeq and is a predicted model, not a curated record. The coding region runs from base 348 to 2780 and encodes 810 amino acids. The transcript is spliced from 5 exons. NCBI's taxonomy places the organism in Eukaryota, Metazoa, Chordata, Aves, Sphenisciformes, Spheniscidae. Gene Ontology annotation, molecular function: protein binding.
UGCGGGAGCGUGGAGCUGGUACCCCGGUGCUCUGGUGCUGAGGCCGUCGCCUGGGAGGAGGCGGGGGGAGGAGGGAAGCUGUUCCCAUGGCGUGUGGGGAAUGCAACGCUUCAGCACCUGCUCAGGAUCUAGCACGCAGGAACAUCAUCCACUUCCAGCACAGAGAACUGAAGUGCAGAUAGCAGAACCCAGCUGCAGGCCUGUUCAGCAUUAAUGGUGAGGCUGUGCUGUACAUAGUAGGUAGGUGCCCAGCAGGCUGAGGCAGGGAUGAUCGUCUGGCAAAAGGAGUCCAUUGUGGGAUGCAAACUUGGAUCGAGGUGAAUCUGCAGGCACUGAAGAGGUGAAUCAUGAUUCCAGUCACUGAAUUGCGCUACUUUGCUGACACUCAGCCAGCAUACCGCAUCCUGAAGCCAUGGUGGGACGUCUUCACAGACUACAUUUCCAUAGUGAUGCUGAUGAUUGCAGUGUUUGGAGGGACGCUUCAGGUCACCCAGGACAAAAUGAUUUGUUUGCCCUGUAAAUGGGUUACUAAAGACUCUUGCAAUGACUCAGUCAGAGGUUGGACAGCUGCAACCCCAGAGCGUACCUACUAUAAUUCUAGUCUUGUUCCUUCUACUGAUACAGGGCCUACGGGGAUCCGAUAUGAUUUGGACCGGCACCAGUAUAACUAUGUGGAUGCGGUGUGUUAUGAGAACCGUCUUCACUGGUUUGCCAAGUAUUUUCCUUAUCUGGUGCUGCUACAUACUCUCAUCUUCCUGGCUUGUAGCAACUUCUGGUUCAAAUUCCCAAGGACCAGCUCCAAGUUGGAGCAUUUUGUGUCUAUUUUGCUUAAGUGUUUUGACUCUCCAUGGACAACGAGGGCAUUAUCUGAGACAGUGGUGGAAGAGAGUGAUACCAAGCCAGCAUUUGGGAAAAUGAAUGGCUCCAUGGACAAGAAAUCCUCCACAGUCAGUGAGGAUGUGGAAGCCACUGUUCCCAUGCUGCAGAGAACAAAGUCUCGAAUUGAGCAAGGGAUUGUGGACCGGUCUGAGACUGGUGUCUUGGACAAGAAGGAAGGUGAACAGGCCAAAGCACUCUUUGAAAAAGUGAAAAAGUUCCGCACGCAUGUGGAAGAGGGAGAUAUAGUUUAUCGCCUGUAUAUGAGACAGACCAUCAUCAAAGUGAUCAAGUUCAUUCUGAUCAUCUGCUAUACUGUUUACUAUGUCAACAACAUAACGUUUGAUGUUGACUGUAAAGUGGACAUCGAGAGCUUGACUGGCUACAGGAUGUACCGCUGUGCUCAUCCUUUGGCCACUCUCUUCAAAAUCUUGGCGUCUUUCUACAUCAGUUUGGUGAUAUUCUAUGGCUUGAUCUGCAUGUACACACUCUGGUGGAUGCUGAGGCGAUCACUCAAGAAAUACUCUUUUGAGUCCAUCCGGGAGGAGAGCAGUUACAGUGACAUUCCUGAUGUGAAAAAUGACUUUGCUUUUAUGCUCCAUCUGAUCGAUCAGUAUGACCCACUGUACUCCAAGCGCUUUGCUGUCUUUCUGUCGGAGGUGAGCGAGAACAAACUGCGGCAGCUGAACCUCAACAAUGAGUGGACUUUGGAGAAGCUGCGCCAGAGGAUCACCAAGAACUCCCAGGAUAAGCUGGAACUGCAUCUUUUCAUGUUGAGUGGCAUACCUGACACGGUCUUUGACCUCAUUGAGCUGGAGGUCUUGAAGCUGGAGCUUAUCCCCGAUGUCACUAUUCCCCCAAGCAUUGCCCAGCUCACCAGCCUUAAGGAACUGUGGCUCUAUCACACAGCUGCCAAAAUUGAGGCUCCCGCCCUUGCCUUCUUAAGGGAGAAUUUGAAAUCUCUCCACAUCAAGUUCACAGACAUCAAGGAGAUUCCUCUUUGGAUUUAUAGCCUGAAGACCCUAGAGGAGCUUCAUCUGACAGGGAAUUUGAGUGCUGAAAACAACCGGUACAUUGUGAUAGAUGGAUUGAGAGAGCUGAAGAGGCUGAAGGUGUUAAGGUUGAAGAGUAACCUCACCAAGCUGCCACAGGUGGUGACAGAUGUUGGUGUGCAUCUUCAGAAGCUUUCCAUCAACAAUGAGGGCACAAAGCUCAUUGUUCUCAACAGCCUUAAGAAAAUGGUCAACUUGACAGAGCUUGAGCUGAUCCGUUGUGACUUGGAACGCAUUCCUCACUCUAUCUUUAGCCUCCACAAUCUGCAGGAGAUAGACCUGAAGGACAAUAACCUAAAGACCAUUGAGGAAAUCAUCAGCUUCCAGCACUUACAUCGUCUCACUUGCCUUAAAUUGUGGUACAACCACAUUGCCUACAUCCCCAUGCAAAUAGGCAACCUAACCAAUUUAGAACGCCUUUACCUGAAUCGUAACAAGAUAGAAAAGAUCCCUACCCAGCUCUUCUAUUGCCGAAAACUUCGGUACUUGGAUCUUAGCCACAACAACCUGACUUCCAUACCGCCAGACGUUGGACUUCUUCAAAAUCUGCAGAACCUAGCUGUGACAGCCAACAGGAUUGAGAGUCUCCCACCAGAGCUGUUCCAGUGCAGGAAGCUGAGAACCUUGAACCUGGGAAACAAUGUGCUGCAGUCACUUCCAUCCCGAGUUGGAGAGCUGACAAAUCUGUCGCAGAUAGAGCUAAGAGGGAACCGCUUGGAGUGCCUGCCUGUGGAGCUGGGAGAAUGUCCUCUGCUGAAACGCAGUGGGCUUGUGGUAGAGGAGGACCUGUUCAACACAUUGCCCUUGGAAGUCAAAGAGCGGCUGUGGAGGGCAGACAAAGAACAAGCCUGAACCCCUGAAAAAAGGGAAAAGCCUGUGACCAACUAGAAGGAAACAAAAGGCCACUCCAGUCCCCUUUUCCCCAGAUCCUCCCCUUUCUCCCCUCUGACUACCAGACUAGCCAAGGAGUCCCUGAACAAACAUGACUCUGAGGUGGCUUCUUGCCUCAGAUGCAGGAUGGGGGAAGCUUGGGAUCAGGAUGAGGAUUAACACAGAUCAGUUGGGCUCUGAGCAAGGGCCAGUGGGAGUAAGAGAUGUUGCUGUUCUUCUGGACAGGAAGUGGGGUGAGGUGGAUGGUGCUGGUGAGAAGAAAUGACCUUUGGAUGGAGGAGAAAAUGAAAUGUGGGGAUUGCUGCAUUGCUCCAAAUAGGGCUUAUGCGUAUCAGGGACUGAGAGUGUCCAGUGUCCUGCAAGCAAAGAUCAAGAGACUAGGAAACCUCUCGAACCUCCAUCUCUUUCUGUGACACCUGAUACUGUUCCCCUCUGACUUAGAUUCAGUCAGUGAGGUCCCACGGUGGGGUGGGAUAGGAUACAGACAGCUGAUUUUAUCUAGAUGCUGGCAUUAGGAUUUGGGGGAUAAGUUUAUCACAGACAUCAGCUUGAAUGCAGGAUCUUUAUUUUACCAAUUGUCUCUUCCCUUUGCACUCCAUACCUUCUCCUUUGUUCCUGGAGAAGGAACCAAACCCCCCAAACUCUCUCUGCUCAUUUAAGAUUGCACUAUUUCAAGUCACUUGUGCUGAUGAGUAGAUCACAUAGCAUCCUUUUCCAGCUGAUGUGCUGGAGGCACUAACUGACAUAAUUCCAGAGCUUUAACCUGUUCUGAAAUGGAUGGUUAUAGUGCAAAUGGGAGAAAGAUCUGGAUUAAAAAGCAGUCGGACUGUCUAAUCUACUCUCCCAGAAGCAUUGAGUUGCUUCAGGAUCUGGCUUUUAAAGUUUUUAAGCUACUUUUAAAUUCCUGGUAUUUUGUUACGUAUCAAAUAUGAACAUAAAACUGGCCAGUGUGUCGGGGUGUCUCCUGGGGUUGGUGUUAGUAAAGAGGAACACUCAGGUUUCCUCUGCACCUCUUGCCCCCCUCCCCUUCAGUUGUUAGAUGCUUUGCCAGUGUUUUUCAUGAAUGCAGUCUACAGAGCUGCUUGAUUGUUCUUUUCUGUUGUCCUCCUCACUUUAACAGCUGUCAGUUCCUGUUACACCUCUUGACCUAAAUAAGAAGCUAAUGCUGAUUGAACUUGGUGCUGGAAAAGAAACCUGUCCUCCUAUUUCUUCCCCUUUUUCAUUCCCUCAGUGUUAAGGAGCAGUAUGAGAAUCCUCUGUGGACUGAGCUCCUCUAGAUUCCUGGGACAGAGCAGUCUUUAUUGAAACAAGUCUGACCUGUCUGGUAUUGUUUGACAAAAACCAACCUUCUGCACUGGCAGAGGUAGAUAACUUGUAAUAGCUACUGAUAAUCAUGUCCUUAAGGUGUGGUGGUUAAGGUGUGCCUACAAUACACCCUAAGUCUGCUCUUUUCCAUCAGAAGGAAGAGGAGGCUCAAGGACCUGCAGGUCCUGGUUGUAAUACUCUGCAUCAGACCAACAGGUUGGUUCCAAGGUGGAGUGCUGCAAGCUGAGGCAUGAGAAGUUUGGAGGCCUCUCAUGUGUACAAAAGGGGGAAGUUGCAGCCAUCUCCAAAGUGGUUCCUGGCAAGCUGCCAGCAAGUGCCCUGGCUUAGCAAAUUGUGGUGAUCCCUUGGAUGUUGGGGCAAUAAGGCACACUGUGGCUUUCUUCAUCAGAUGUAAGAUAUGAAAUAUAUACACUAAACAUGCUGAAACCAUAAAAAAAAUGUUAACUGGGCUCUGGAUUUGUUGAUAUUCAGAUGCUUAAAUAAAGCUACAUUAAAAUCCAGGAGAUCUGUUUAUAAAACUGCUUUUAAGAAAGACUUUAAAUUCUGCCUCCCUUAGUCCAUUCAUUAUGAAAAGUUUAAACAGUCCAGGGAAUAAUAUAAUUAAAUCUCUUUAUCUGGAAGGCAAGGUACUGCAAAAGCUCUUCUUGUUUCUAACAGGGUUAGCGUCUUGAAAUUGUGUUAGAGUUGGGGCCACUGCUAAAAGGAUGGGGAAGUACUGAUGCUGAUGCUUCUUGGAUUGUACUUGUUCUAUUUGCACAAGCAUUUUUGGAUCAACAGAGAGGCAGAAAUUGCUAG